Messenger RNA from Hyaloscypha bicolor E, 1053 nucleotides. RefSeq lists its product as uncharacterized. The record is from RefSeq and is a predicted model, not a curated record. The transcript has a single exon. NCBI's taxonomy places the organism in Eukaryota, Fungi, Ascomycota, Leotiomycetes, Helotiales, Hyaloscyphaceae. The coding region runs from base 1 to 1053 and encodes 350 amino acids.
AUGUGUCAACUACACACAGAAACCCUCUUCUACGGAUGUUGCCACAGCGCUUUCGCGCAAACUACCUCGGAGCUCUGCAACUGUGGCAGAGAUCUGUUCAUUAUGAAAGUAGAGUGGGACCGAAUUCAGAAUUGCCCUCAUUGCGAAGCAAAGAAAGGUAGCAAAUGGACUGUCCUGAAGCACCUGACCCGUGAAGAGUUCGCUGUCAGAACCGACUCUGUGCGUCGUUUCUUGGAUUUUCGCAAGUGUCAACUUGUUGUUGCCCAGGGCGAAGGCCCCGAUUUGUUCGGUAAGGCUGCAGCUAAGAUUAUUAUACGAGAAGACUUCGAGGCUGUUGAUAGGCUGGAUUGGGACAAGGCAAGCGGCACUCCCAUUCCCCUAAACUCUCGGCGAAAGGACCACCACAUCGAUCGAUCCUACUUCAUCACUCCAGAACUCAGGAUUGUUCCAGCAGGGAAGAUCAAACCUCACCAGGACAGUUGCGGGAUAUGUCUAGGCUCUCUCACAUCAUUUGAUCCAGAAGAGAGUUGUUCAGGGCAUGGGGCACGGAAGCUUCCUUGCGGUCAUAUCUAUGGACGACAGUGCAUAGUAGAUGCACUUACCAAAUCAUUGGAGAAGAUCAAGCGAUGUCCUCACUGCCGCAAAGAAUUCAGCAUUAGCAAGGCACGGCACUACUCGAGCCGUCAUUAUUUUAUGAAGAGCAUAGAUGCCGUCGAACGGAAUAACGGGCAAACAGGAGUUCUUGCAGUCUGCGCCCUCUUCCCUCUCUUCCUUGCAGUAGCAAUAAGUAUGAAUGUAGCGCCAAAACUCAAUGUGGAUUCUGAAGACAGAGCUCGAGGAUAUUCUCGGUGGAAGAGGACUCUAUUAGCGGUGGUAAUCUUGGCAACUUGGCCCUUGGUUCAUGUUGCUUUCGCUGUACUCGCAGUUAUCGGGUACUUAAUACAAGUCCCCCACAACCACAAUCCUCCUAGUUGGCUUUUACUAGGAUUCGUGCUUGGGACUAUCGCCACGUACGCUCUGCUGACAGUGUACUUCCCUCUCCCCACAGCAUAA